Molecule: messenger RNA, 3517 nt
Organism: Lethenteron reissneri (Far Eastern brook lamprey)
Lineage: Eukaryota; Metazoa; Chordata; Hyperoartia; Petromyzontiformes; Petromyzontidae
Source: RefSeq, a predicted model, not a curated record
CUGGGCGCGAAUGGCGAUGCGACGUUGGUGGUGGUGUCCGCGCGUCUGAAGCUGCCGCUUGCUGCUGCUGUUGUUGCUGUUGUCGCGUCGGUUGUUGUGCUCGAGUUCGUGGUCGUCGUGAUGUGCUGAAUUGUACGGCCCGCUUCGUGGAGAUUCCCCGACUCGACCUCCCGCCUAUCGCGGCAAGAUGGCUGCAUUAGGACUGAGCGAGGAUGAUGUCCUGAACUUCCUUGUUUCGCGCGGUGGGGAAGUGCCGAAUGCUGAUCUGCGCAAGCACUUCCGCGACUUCUUAGAGUCGGGGGAUGCGGAGAUGAGAGAGCGCUCUCGUCAAUGCUUCAAGCAAUGCGUGAACGCCGUUGCGACUGUGACCAAGACUAAUGGAGCUACGUGCGUGCGCCUGCGCAAGCGCUUUGCUGCACUCUUGAAGGGAGGAACGAGCGGCGCUGGCGGGCAGCGGCGGAGCGACCGGAGGAGCAGCCAGGAGCAGAUGAACUUGCAGAGGCAAGGGCAGGGAGACAGGAUGGGCUCGCGAGAAGGUCAAGGAGAUGAUUGCUAUCUGGAAGACAGGAGGAGUGAUGAACAUUAUUUUAUUCCAGGAGAAGAGCAAAGUCACCACCUAAAUGAUUCCAUGGGAGCGGGGUCGGCAUCAUCGUGGGCGUCAUCGCCUCCCGGGUUCUUGAUGUCGGCGCAAGUGGGAAGUUACGGUGAGGAGGAGCGACGAGGCUACUACUGCGCCGUAGGGGAAGGGCAAGUGGCUGGACCCGAGCCAGGACCUGUCCCAUCUGACGCCAAGCCUCUUGACUUCUCAAAAGGGUUUGGAAUAGUCCUGGUUGGGUCGAGUCUCGCUGAGGCAGCUCAGCAAGUGGGCGAGUGGCGCAUUGGCGAUGAGCAGGGUGGCGUUUCGAGCCACCGCGUACAAGCGGGCAGCAGCACUGGAGCAUCGCAAUUUCUGCGUGGCGACGAAUGCAGGGAGAGUGCAGGUUUGGUCUCUGAUGAGAGGACAGGAGGUUUCGCACCAGAUACAGUGUCAGGACUAACUGACGGAUGGGAACCUGCGGUGGCUGCAUGGGAAGCACAAUCCAAGUACUCUAACUCCUCCGAUGCGAGGCCUGUUCAUGGUGAGCAUUGGCAAGUGAUUCCAGAUGCAAUUGGCCAAUCAGAAAGCAACACAGAUGACAUCCAAUCAGAACGGGUUUCACUAUCCGACCAAUGGGCAAUGCCAUCACACGCACUUGAACCACAUGUUCACGUUGAUCAGUGGCAUGAGAUUCAUGGAGCAACUGGGCAAAUGGAGAGCAGCACUGAGCAAACUAGCCAAUGGAGCAGGAACACUGCCAUUGAAGACAGGCAUCAAAGAGAAGUUCUGCCAUUUGAGUACAGCCAUGGGGAUUCUGUCACACACCCACAUUCAGAUGGACACAGAGAUCAGAUGCAAUUAGAGCAACCCUACUGGGAAGGUCAGUCUCUUCCUGAACAUAUUCAUAGGGAUGGAAAUAUAACCCUGGAACGUCCAGAUACUCACAUGUACAUAUCACCAGGCGCAAAUUACAACAGCAGCUAUGGCAGGGAAGAGCAGUCGAUUUCUGAAAGACAAUGCUCUGACUGUUGGUCAACCUCUGGAUAUUAUGGACCGGCAGUUGGUGUUUAUGAUUCAGGCGUAGAACCCGGAACUCAGUUCGAGAGCCAUGAGAGGGAAUGGAGUGAUAACCAUGACCAUGUCCGUGAACGCACCAGGCCCUAUGUAGAGGCAGCUGUUGGCAGACUCAGAACUGACGUACCGCGUGGCGGUUGGCAAGCAGCACAAGACCUUUAUCUAAAUGAACCAAACCCCCAAGGCAGCCAGCCGAGCGAAGAGAACAUGUAUAUGACUUUAGAAACGCGGGGAGGAGGUGGCAGUGUUGGGCAAGGAGCUGAAUACUGGCACAGGGCGCAUGACCCUCCACUACACGGUGCUGGGUGGCAUCAUUUGCAGAGGGAUGGCGAGCGAGCUACCAUACCCGAUUGGUCACGUGAACGUGCAGAUGAUUAUCUGGAAUUGGAAAGAACUGAUCGGUGGAACAAGCAAUACCCGCAACCUGGAAGUGAAAUCCCUUCCAUUAUGUUCACUCGAGAUAACGAUCCUCAGAGAGGUGUAGCAAUGACGAAGGUAAACGCGCCCGCAUUUGUUCGUGUCGAGCCAUUGCCGCAGUCCACAUCACAAUUCUCACGGCGAUCAGACAGUAGCCAGGAAUGGAGGGAGUCCGAGUUGGACGUGCGCCUGAGCACACCGGCAGAGUCGGAAAUGAGGAGGAGCUCGGCCCAGCACUCUCAGCACGACUUGAACCGCAACGACUAUGAGGAGAAAAUGGAAGUCGAAAAAAAGCACGCCGUUACUCGCCGCGUGGACAUACUUCCCGAGACUCUGGCAGAUGCACAACAUUCCAGACGUCCAGAUGUGAAUGCACCCCAGGGUAAGCUGCUGCCGCCGCCGCCACUCUAUGCGAUGAUGAGUCGCUACCUGAGCUCCUCCGAGCUGCGUUCUCGUGGGGAUCCUCGCUUGGCCACAAGAGAAAAUCAGCCCUUGCCGAUCGCGACGUCCAGCCGCAGCCGCUCUUUCCCCUCACUACGUUUUGACAUUCCCCCAGAUGCCACCGAAGAUGAUUUGGCGGAAAAGGAGAAGAGGUCAAUGAGAGAAUCUCAGAACGUGACAGCGGCAGGUGAGCAACGUCCCUGGUUCCAGCACAGUAGCCAAUCUCCGCGCAUGCACCAGGACCAGUUCAAGCAACACGAUUAUGAUCAUCGUCAGGAAGGGUCACUUCAAUCUUACGCAAGUUCAGACAGACGGCAGCCGUCAACAACUGAGGUGGCCGGACGCGGUAUCCCGAUGUUUAUAAAACACGCCUUGACGCAAGGGAGACGACCCCGGCAGCGAGCCAAGGCUCUCAUGGAGAAGAGCCACUCUUUGGUCAACCUCCAACAUGGAAAUCAGUGGGAAUCAGUGGCCUCAUAUCAGCAGCCUGCUAACUUCCUCGGUGCUACUGCUGAGUAUCCAGAAUUGUUCUCAGAGAAGAGCAAAUCUUUAAGGGAUCUCUAUGAAUACAGCGUUGAGAUUGGGCGUGAAGGUCAUCCCAGAGACUGGAAUGUUGUUCACGUAAACGCACGUGAGCCACUCCGAGAGACCGGGAGGAGAGCUGUUCUAGAAAAAAGCAAAUCAUUGCGUGAUUUCCAGAGUACUGAUCAGCCGUACUCGUUUCAAAAUCAAUAUAGGCCAGAUGAUCACAGAUUCAGCCUUACAGAUCAAACUUUAGUUAACAGAAGUGAGGACAGAGGCAGGCUAGUAUUAGAAAAGAGCAGAUCUUUGAAGGAUGUCUAUCAGAGUGACCAAGAUUUCAAAUUUCAGGAUAAUCAUCAUUAUGCAGGAGAUCCAGAAUUAAAACCUGCUCGUGAACAUUCCCUCGGUUCCGCCAACUCAUUACAUCUUACCGGAAAAGAGUUCGUCUCUGAAGGACCUCCAUCAAAACGACAACCAUUUUGAACA